AUGUCUGAACUACUCCGUACUCGGUACCAAACCGCCACUGCUUUGUUCCGUAGGCCGAGGGACUGCAAGGUAAUGACGUCGUCACAGCAGAGACAAAGAGCCAAUCAAGGCCGAGGACCAGGGCUUGGACCCACCACCCACCACCCACCACCUGGGGCCACCAGACGGCACAAGUUCCCGCCAGUGGGCCUCCGCCAUCCUUGCGCCCCAGUCGCUCGCUGCCCUGCCAAUCAUGCAAUCGAUGAGCUGUUGAACAAGCACCUGCCAGCUUGGAAACGAUCAAUUUGA
Ustilaginoidea virens is the source of this 288-nucleotide messenger RNA. RefSeq lists its product as uncharacterized. The transcript has a single exon. The record is from RefSeq and is a predicted model, not a curated record. Lineage: Eukaryota; Fungi; Ascomycota; Sordariomycetes; Hypocreales; Clavicipitaceae. The coding region runs from base 1 to 288 and encodes 95 amino acids.